Molecule: messenger RNA, 3530 nt
Organism: Maylandia zebra (zebra mbuna)
Lineage: Eukaryota; Metazoa; Chordata; Actinopteri; Cichliformes; Cichlidae
Gene: wdr59
Product: WD repeat domain 59
Biological process (GO): cellular response to amino acid starvation; positive regulation of TORC1 signaling
Cellular component (GO): Seh1-associated complex; vacuolar membrane
Molecular function (GO): signaling adaptor activity; protein binding
Source: RefSeq, a predicted model, not a curated record
GUCACUUUAGCGUCACGUGGUGUUUGUUGACGGUAGGAGAGGGAGAAAGAUGGCGGCUCGCUGGAGCAGUGAGAAUGUUGUGGUGGAGUUUAGAGACGCCCAGGCCACCGCCAUGUCCGUGGACUGCCUGGGCUCCCACGCUGUGCUGUCCGGGCGUCGCUUCCUGUACCUGGUGAACCUGGAGUUGCCGUCUGAACCGUCGCGGAAAAUCGGGCGACAGAGUAAGUGGGACGUGGGGACGGUCCAGUGGAACCCGCACAGAUCAGACGCCCACGUCUUCGCCGCCUCUAGUAACCAGCGGGUGGAUCUGUACUCGUGGAGGGACGGCUGCGGCGAAACGCACACCUCCCUGCAGGGGCACACCCGGGUCAUCAGCGAUCUGGACUGGUCCUGGUUUGAACCCGAGUUCCUGGUCACCAGCUCCGUGGACACCUACAUCUACAUCUGGGACACCAGAGACACUCGGAAACCCACGCUGGCGCUGUCCGCGGUCGCUGGGGCGUCUCAGGUGAAGUGGAACAAGAAGAACCAGAACCUGCUGGCGUCCAGUCACGACGGUGACGUUCGGAUCUGGGACAAAAGGAAGCCGAACACGGCGGCAGAAUACGUGGCCGCUCACCUGUCCAAGAUCCACGGCCUCGACUGGCAUCCGGACAGCGAGUUCAUCUUCGCCACGUCCAGCCAGGACAACUCAGUGAGGUUUUGGGAUUACCGGCAGCCCAGGAAGUACCUGAACAUCUUGUCGUGUCAGGUGCCGGUGUGGAAGGCCAGGUACACGCCGUUCUCCAAUGGUCUGGUCACGGUGAUGGUUCCUCAGCUGAGGAGGGAGAACAGCCUUUUACUGUGGAGUACGCUCGACCUCAACAGCCCCGUCCACGCCUUCGUGGGACACGACGACGUGGUGCUGGAGUUCCAGUGGCGGCCGCAGAAAGAAGGCUCCAAGGACUACCAGCUGGUCACCUGGUCCAGAGAUCAGACUCUGAGGAUAUGGAGGGUGGAUCCUCAGCUGCAGAAGCUGUGUGUCAGUGACGUGCAGGAGGACCUGAUGGACGCGAUGUCCCUCACCGCGGAGUCGGAGAAGCCUCUGUCGUCUCAGGAGUCGGAGGGCCAGCAGAGCGGGGGCCCCGCCUCGGAGAGCCUGCAGGAUCAGGACGGGUCUCUGACUGCUGGAGGUCUUCAGGACUCGGCGGCAGGUUCAGGUCUCGCUCAGACUCUGCAGCAGGAGUUCUCUCUGGUCAACCUGCAGAUUAGAAACGUCAACGUGGAGAUGGACGCGUUGAACCACAGCUGCGUGGUGUCGGCUCAUUUCGGGAGCCAUCAGGUUCACCUGGUGGUAAAGUUUCCGGCUCAGUAUCCAAACAACGCCGCGCCCACCUUCCAGUUUGUCUCCCCGACGACCAUCCCCUCUGCCAUGAAGACCAAGAUCCAGAAGAUCCUCAGAGACACGUCUCUGCAGAAGGUGAAGAGGAACCAGAACUGCCUGGAGCCGUGCGUCCGACAGCUCGUGUCCUGCUUGGAGUCUGAUAUGACGCAGGAGGACAGUCCGGCCUCCGGCCCCUUCGUCCUGUCCAACCCCGUCACUCCGUCCCUGCAGGCGUUUCCUCGAGUCACCAACACCUACGGCUCCUACCAGGACGCCAACAUCCCGUUCCCUCGGACAUCCGGAGCUCGCUUUUGUGGCACCGGCUGUCUCGUUUACUUCACCCGACCGAUAACCAUGCACCGCUCUGCCCCGCCCACAGAGCCCACUCCCAGGUCCCUGUCGGCUCUGUCGGCCUAUCACAGCGGGGUCCUGACUCCGAUGAAGAUGCGUUCAGAGUCUCAGAGCACUCUGCGGCUUUACAGCGGCAGCCCGACUCGCUCGGAUAAAGACACCGUCUCCAUCUCCUCCUUCUACUACAAAGAACGGCUCCCAAUCUCUGCCUCCCGCCGCUGGUCUGUCCAAACCCUCCACGAUUGGCCGAAAUCCCGCCGCUUUAAGACGAAGCGAGAGGGGACGGACUACGGCAACCGUCCGAUCAAACUGGCUGGAAAAGUCAUCAUCCAGGAGAUCUCCUGCCUGCUGCCCGUCCACAAAACUCUGGGAGAGAACUACAUCCUGAACAUGAACGACAUCCAGGAAACGUGUCAGAAGAACGCAGCAGCGGCGCUCGCUGUCGGACGCAGAGACGUGGCGAAGGUUUGGGCUCUGGCGUCUGCAGCAACCAAUCAGGACCUGAGCCCAGACUCUGACCCGGACAUGGAGACUCCUUGGGCCAGACACCCAUUCGGACGCCACCUGCUGGAGACUCUCCUGGAUCACUACAGUCAGAUAAGUGACGUUCAGACUCUGGCCAUGCUGUGCAGCGUGUUCAAAGCUCAGGCUCCGCCUCCAGACUCUUACGCACUAUUCGGGCACCAUACGUCACGGGCCUCCGCGUUCCCCCCGCACCACGCUCGUUAUCCCAGCUACACGUCCAGCUCCGUCACCUCGGGCUCCUGCUCCAGCACCUCUGACUCCAUCACCACGACCACCUGGAACCCAGGUCGAGACUCUGAGCACGCCAACCCGUGGGGCGAAUCCUCUCCCGACGACUACCGCUAUGUCAACCAGGGCUACACAGACCCGCGAGAACGCGAGCGAGAGCAGCACGUGAUGAACAAGAGGCUUCUGGACCCGGCCAACACACUGCAGUUUGACGACUUUAAGAAGUGCUACGGUGAAAUCUUGUACCGCUGGGGUCUGCGAGACAAGAGAGCCGAAGUGCUCAAGUUCGCCUCCUGCCCACCCGAACCUCACAAAGGCAUCGAGUUUGGCGUGUACUGCUGUCACUGCCGCAGUCAGGCUCGUGGGACGCAGUGCGCUGUCUGCAAGCGCCUCACCUUCCAGUGCGCCAUCUGUCACGUCGCCGUCCGCGGCUCCUCCAACUUCUGCCUGAGCUGCGGCCACGGAGGACACACCAGUCACAUGAUGGACUGGUUUCGGCGGCAGGACGAGUGUCCGGCCGGCUGCGGCUGCCACUGUCUGCUACAGAGCACCUUCUGACGCGGCGCGGACGCUCCGCGUGAUGGGGUCGCCAUGUUUAAAACCUCCUCUGUGAUCACAUGAUGGGAGAUCAGCAGCUGCUCUGCUGGAGGCGACAUCAGUCCGUCCGACACUUCGCUCCAGAGCGAGAUCUCAGCAUCGAAUCCAGUCCAGGAGAGAUGGCAAAGAUGAUUUAUUAGCACAAGUGAAAAAACACGGACGUUUUUCUGUCUGUCAAAGCUGGAAAAGUUUGUACGUGGAAAAAAGUGCAAAGAAAACAGACUCAUCGAACGCAGAUUAUGAAACACACGACUCGACUAAAAUCGCAUUUUUGUGGCAAAUCAAGUCACUGAUGUGACCUCACCUUUGGUGCUUUGUAACACAGCGGAGUCGCGCUCAGAAGCGAAUGAUGCGGCGAAGACUCGCAGCAGCUCACUGCAGACGCCGUCGCAGACUCUGACGGAUUUCUGUAGAAAAUUAAAGACUGAAUAGUUUCAAAUGUUAUAAAGUAUGUUUGUGCAUGAAA